CAGAUCACUUGGCGAAGGAGCCAGUGGAAGACACAGACCCUAGCACCAUAUCCCUUAACAUGUCAGACAAAUAUCCCAUUCAAGAUACGGGACUCCCUAAAGCCAAGGACUGUGAUCCAAUUACUUUGAACUGCCCGACAAAUUCUGACGUGCGACAGCAGGGAGAAGAAAAUGGCUUUGCAGACAGUACCGGAGAUCCCCUUUCAGAGAGAAGCCAGGCCGCGUCCUGCGCGGAGAAUGGCACCUGUUCCUCCUGCUCCCUCCGGGCCCCCACCAUCAGCGACUUGCUCAACGACCAGGACUUACUGGACGUGAUCAGGAUAAAGCUGGACCCCUGUCACCCAACGGUCAAAAACUGGAGGAACUUUGCGAGCAAGUGGGGCAUGCCCUACGACGAGCUCUGCUUCCUGGAGCAGAGGCCGCAGAGCCCCACCCUGGAGUUCUUGCUGCGGAACAGCCAGCGGACGGUGGGCCAGCUGGUGGAGCUGUGCAGGCUCUACCGCAGGGCCGACGUGGAGAAGGUGCUGCGCAGGUGGGUGGACGAGGAGUGGCCCAGGCGGGGGCGCGCGGACCCCCGCAGGAACCUCUGACACCUGCGCCUCCUCCCCAGCCCCUCAGGGCCGAGGCAGCCCGGGUUAGGGAGCAGUGGGGGGAGGGCACGGCUCAGCCGCAGAGCACACGCUUAGCGUGAUUAGGUCCUGGGUUCAACCCCAGGGCCUCCUGUAAAUAGUUAAACCUGAUUACCUGCCCCACCCCCCGCCGAAAAAAAGGAGCGAUGAGAAUCCAUCCUUGUUUAAGUUGAGGAUAAGGACGUGGAACAGCAGACACUGGUUUUCCCCAAAGCUGGUGGUUUUGUGCAGGGGUGGGGUAUGUUUCUGGUGGCGGAUUUUCCUUUAGUUUUGCACAUCUGUUUUAAUUUAACAUUUGAAUCUGGAAAAACUGGGAAAAAUAUGUCAUAGGCUCCUCCAGGGACCAGGGCCAAAGCCUGCAAUCAGAGUGGACUCAUGUGUGAUGCGAUGGAAAUAAAAGUGCCCUCUCCCUUAAAUACUGCUGACCGCUGAAAUCAGAACCAAGAUUCGUGGUGGCCCCAGACAGUCGUCCUGCACAAGGGCCGCUGUGACGGGGGGCACUCCCACGGCUCAGAAGGACGCGGCACAGAGGGGUCACCCAACAGCCUGUCACUUUCCUUGCUGUAAAGGACGCAGGCGGACUGACAGCCUGUUACGUUGUGUGGCGAUGCCCCUCAGACCCCACGUGCCGUCUUUCUUGCUCAGACACUCGUGUAGUCUCUACACGAUCAAAGAGGCCGUCACUCGGGUGUCUCUGAAGGAAGCGCAAAGCCCAGUGGCUGCUGGGAGGGCGGAGUCAGGAAUUGGCAGCGUGAGCAGGGCCCCGGGAGGGCGUGACAGGGAGUCCACCAAGGCCCUCUCGGCGCCCGUGGCCUUUUAAAAACUAGUUCAAUAUUUACUUUCACAUCUUUUCUAUCAGGCUGUUUCACCCCUGAGAGGAAGCUCAGUUAAGAAACAAAUAAAAAUCACCUGGCCCGUGGGUGGAGUGGAAUUCCCUCAGCACCCAUUUACCCAGCUGAAAACAGGGCCCAGCGACACCACGCAGCACGCUAGCCGAGGAGGGGGGCUCCUUCACGGUGAUGCUCGGUGGGAAACUGUGCGUUAAAAUCCAGAUUUUAAAGGAUCUUAAACCAAGUGGAAAAUCGGGUCCCGAGAAUCUCCAGUGUUCUUCUCCGAGGGUUUCCUGUAGAAGGUGUCGGGGACGGGAGAGUUUGUUACUAGGCAGAUGAGAUUUUCUAGGUUUGGGGGGAAGAAAAGAGAGAAGCUGUGGUCUCCCCAACGCUUUCCUGGAAGUGCCAUUUGGUUUUGCCAGGGCUUUAGAAAAUUAAGGCACAUCGUCCAAUUUAGGAGGAUUCCAUGAUUAAAAUAAGCAAAAAUGAUGAAUAACAUCGAUCAGAGUACAAGAAAGAGUAGGAUUAAUGCCAAAGAAAGUUGUUUUCUAAACCACUGACUUCCUUUUCCACUGACGGUUACAGAGGGGUUUUAGGAGGUUGCCAGGAAGCAGCCUCACCAUCGAAUGUGGACUCUAAACUCGCAGAAUUACCACUGACCCGUCACUUCUGGUUCAGUCAGCGACAGUCACACCGAGCUCAUCCCCUCUUGUCAGAGUUAUCAGAUAAGUGUCAGGCUUAUCAAAAGAUGGGCUAAAAGUAACAGCCACUAAUAAAAUGUAGAGAUUGUUAAAA
Molecule: messenger RNA, 2254 nt
Organism: Vicugna pacos (alpaca)
Lineage: Eukaryota; Metazoa; Chordata; Mammalia; Artiodactyla; Camelidae
Source: RefSeq, a predicted model, not a curated record